AACAAAAAAAAAAAAUUAUGAGUUUUCAACGUGUCCGCAAACGUCCGCUUAAGAGAACAAGUGAAUAUGAGACCGAUAUGGGAAAGUCAGCACUUACAACUACAACAUCUUAUACAACAACAACAACAAACUCACACACAGCACCAAACGAUAGACUUCAACGCAGCAUAUUAAGCGACAAACUUGAUGCGCUUCGCGUACAACAACAACAACGUCAACAUGAACAAAUUCUAGCGACAGCGUUAUUAGCCACAACUUGUUGCCGCGACAAGAACUGUUUUUUAAACGCAACAUCAACUAAAGACUUUAAUGCAAUAAGGGAAUCAUUGACACCGUCACCUUCCACAAAGUGUUCGCAUCGAUCCUCUUCAUGUCUGUCUCAAAACAGCGUCAGUUCUAAUGCCUCCAAUAAUUCGACAUCAUCCGGUCGCAGUUCAUUGCCAUCAACACCUCUACUUAAUUCUACGCCAAUGUCAAAGUCUAUACGGGAAAUAUCAACUGAUUCUGGUGUAGAUAGUGAGAAUACUUAUAAACGUACUAUCCAUCAGUCGGAACGUUUUACCAUUAGUAUAAACUUAGACUUGAUAAGUUGGGCGUUGUUUUUUUUUGCAUUCCUCACGCGAUUCUAUAAACUCUCCACACCCGCUAAUGUAGUUUUCGAUGAGUUACAUUAUGGCAAAUAUAUAUCUUUGUACAUAAGAAAUAUAUUUUUUUUCGAUCAACAUCCGCCAUUAGGUAAACAACUCAUAGCUGCUGUAGCUGGUCUGACCAGCUAUGAUGGAAAUUUCACUUUUACGCGCAUUGGUUCUGAGUAUACCACAAAUGUACCGAUAUUUUGGUUACGCUUUGUACCGGCAAUGUGCGGUAGUUUACUUGCCCCAGCUAUAUAUAAGCUAUUGCUAGAAUCACAAUUGAGCCGAGUUACCGCAUUACUGGGUGGACUUUUAAUAGUAUUGGACAAUGCAUUACUAACACAGUCUCGUUUUAUCCUAAUGGAAUCAAUACUUUUACUUUUCACCGUACUUGGCCUAUAUUUUCUGCUAAAAUUUCAACGUAGUCGUUUCGGUGGACCACGUUGGCUAAUCUUUGGCUUUACAUCCGCAUCAUUCUUCGCAUGCUCGGCAAGCGUGAAAUAUGUUGGUGUACUCUCUGGAAUAUUAGCAGCUUAUUUAAUGUGUUGCUACCUCUGGAACUUACUGUAUGAUGCAACGAUCACAAAUGUACAACUAAUACUGCAAACACUGAGUCGUAUAGUCCUAUUUGUUUUUGUACCAAUAUGCAUAUAUAUAUUUAUAUUUUAUAUACAUUUACACACAUUGCAUAAAGCCGGCCCACAUGAUAGUGUUAUGACAAGCGCUUUUCAGGCUUCAUUAGAUGGAGGAUUGGCUUCUAUUACACGUGGCCAACCAUUAAAAGUGGUACAUGGCUCUCAAAUAACUUUACGACAUACACAUGGACGCACAUGUUGGCUACAUUCACAUGCUCAUGUAUAUCCGGUACGAUAUCCAGACAAACGUGGUUCUUCACAUCAGCAGCAAGUUACAUGCUAUUCCUUUAAAGAUGUUAACAAUUGGUGGAUUGUUAAACGACCAGAAAAAGAAGAUCUUCUUGUAGAUAGCAGCCCAGAUGAAAUACGACAUGGUGAUGUUAUUCAAUUAGUGCAUGGUAUUACAAGCAGAGCACUUAAUUCACAUGAUGUAGCUGCACCAUUGACACCAAUUUGUCAGGAAGUCUCCUGUUAUAUUGACUAUGAAAUUAAUAUGAAAGGAGAGCUACUGUGGCGGGUUGAAAUUCUAAAUAGAGAAACGAUCUUAACGAAAUUUUUUAGCUACAAUAAGUACACAAAAAUAUCUUUUCCGACAGAUAUCAAGAAAUUAUAA
Teleopsis dalmanni is the source of this 1880-nucleotide messenger RNA. Its product is annotated as protein O-mannosyltransferase 1-like. Gene Ontology annotation, molecular function: dolichyl-phosphate-mannose-protein mannosyltransferase activity. Gene Ontology annotation, biological process: protein O-linked glycosylation via mannose. Bases 18 to 1880 code for a protein of 620 amino acids. The record is from RefSeq and is a predicted model, not a curated record. Gene Ontology annotation, cellular component: endoplasmic reticulum; membrane. The transcript has 4 exons. Lineage: Eukaryota; Metazoa; Arthropoda; Insecta; Diptera; Diopsidae.